This is a messenger RNA of Thamnophis elegans (Western terrestrial garter snake), 2246 nucleotides long. RefSeq names its product beta-crystallin B2-like. Lineage: Eukaryota; Metazoa; Chordata; Lepidosauria; Squamata; Natricidae. Bases 1441 to 2136 code for a protein of 231 amino acids. The transcript has 5 exons. The record is from RefSeq and is a predicted model, not a curated record. Gene Ontology annotation, molecular function: structural constituent of eye lens. Gene Ontology annotation, biological process: visual perception; lens development in camera-type eye.
CAGCUGCCCUGGACGCCCAGAUUCCCUUCUGUCUGCUGCCACACGGGGGAGCCCUUGAGGCGUCCUGCAGAGACCCCAGAAGACCCCGGUUGGUCCCCCUGGGAGCAGCCAGCACUGGAAGCGGAUGCCCCCCCCUGCAUCUGCCCCCCCCCUCUCCUGGUUUGGCUGCCCCUGCGGUCCAGAAGAGCCCCUGGGAGCCCCUAGGCUGCCACUGAGCAGACGGGGGCUGCACUGGCCAGGCCGCUCCCGCCAGUGCUGCUCUCCGGUCAAUCCGGCAGCCGAUGGGGGGGCUUCUGCAGUGCUUUUCUCCUCCAGGGAGAUGGGGCUUCCUCGGGGCAGGCAGUGCCCGGGAAGCCUGGCAAGCAUGAACCGCAGCCGCCGUGUCCGGAAGGCCCAGCACAAGCCCUGGGCGGCUGCAUGGAGGAGGCCUCUGCUUGUCAGCAGAGGCGCAGAACCUGAUUGCGGGUUGGGUCCCUGGCUCCUCAGAGAGGAAAGCCUCUCUGGCCCUCGGUCUGGUGGGACGGGAGCCCUGCGUGGCAUGGAGAAGCCACCUGCCCAGCCGUAAACGGCUGGCUGGGCUCCUGCGCAGGGCUGGUGGCAGAGACCAGCUCCAGCUGACACAGCCCUGGGGCCACUGGGGAGGGGGAGGGCGGGUUGCAGCGCCAGGCCCCGGGGCGGCUGCACCUGCUGAGGUCAACAAAACCGGGUGCUCCUUGCCCACCCAGCUGAGCAAGCAAAGCGGGCGCUCCAAAGUGAAAGCUCAUGAAAAUACCUCUGCCGGGACAAAGGGAGGGUGGGGGCAGCGGACUCUGUUUGCAUUAUACUUUAAUCCAGCAUUCUUGGUUCGGGUCACAUGCUGAUCAAUACUGCUGGCCUGGGACUCUGCCACCCGCUAUAAAUGGUGGGGCUCGGCGGCGGGUUUUCAGCGGCAGAAGCAAAUUUUGGUGCAACCGGUAGGGCUCCUCCGCUUGGCUUUUUCCUGGGCUCUCGAGGGGGCUCUCCCUCAACCGGGGCUGAAUCCCACCGAGGCAAAGGGCCGGUUGGCGGAGCAGAGGCAGAAGAGGAAGGAAGGCGGUGGGAGCCCCCUCCCCAAAACAAGGACUCCGCAGAGGGAGGAGGAGGAGGCCUGGCCUCUUCCUUGGCCAGAUGGCCGAGGUCCCUGGAGGCAGUCACUUCUCGGCUAAAUGGGCCAGGAUCCCUUUUCUGUUCCCCAGGAUGUUCUGGGGGUCGGAGGAAGCGGCUUCUUCCUUCACAUUGCGACUUUCCCCCUUUCUCCCCCGCAAAUGCGCCAGGCUCCUCUAGCACUGGCAAGCGCCCCUUGGCGAGUCUUUCGCCGUCCCUCUCUUCCCAUGCCAGGCCCCGGCCAGGCAACGGCCUGGCUUCUGCCCUGGGCCAAAGAGAGGCCAGGAGACCGGAGGGGUGGUAGCCCUCCUGGAGCAGAUGGGGUGGGCAGAGUGGGGGCGGUGGGGGCUGCCUGCCACCCCUGCUGUGACUUCUCUUCCCCAGGGAGCAGCCCCUUUCACCAUGGCCUUGGACCAUCAGACCUCGAAGCAGCUGCAAGCCACUUCCAAGAUCGCCCUCUUCGAGCAGGAGAACUUCCAGGGGCGCUGCCAGGAGCUGAACACCCCCUGCCCCAACUUGAAGGAGGCUGGCAUAGACAAAAUCAGCUCCAUCGUGGUGCACUCUGGCCCGUGGGUGGGAUAUGAGCAGGCCCACUUCAAAGGGGAGCAGUUCAUCUUCGAGAAGGGGGAGUAUCCCCGCUGGGACUCCUGGACCAGCAGCCGCAGGAGUGACAGCAUCUGCGCCUUGAGGCCCAUCAAAGUGGAUAGCCAGGAGCACAAGAUUGUCCUGUACGAGAAUCCCAGCUUCAGCGGCAAAAAGAUCGAAAUUGUGGAUGACGAUGUGCCCAGCUUCCACGCCUACGGCUACCAGGAGAAGGUGUCCUCUGUGCGCGUGCAGAGUGGCACGUGGGUGGGCUACCAGUACCCCGGCUACCGUGGGUACCAGUGCCUGUUUGAGAAGGGCGACUACAAGGACAACCUCGAGUUUGGAGCCCAGCAGCCUCACAUCCAGUCGGUCCGGCGCAUCCGGGACAUGCAGUGGCACCAGCAGGGCGCCUUCUACCGCACCAGCUAAGCCCCCGGAGGGCCCCGCAGUGCCCCCCUCUGCCGCCCGGCCGGGCCCCCUCUCCACUCGCUGCCUCUGCUUCUGCUUCCAACCCUGAAUAAAGCUUUUGUCAUCUGAAA